This is a messenger RNA of Phytophthora nicotianae INRA-310, 921 nucleotides long. RefSeq lists its product as hypothetical. The annotation marks the transcript as partial. Lineage: Eukaryota; Oomycota; Peronosporomycetes; Peronosporales; Peronosporaceae. The transcript has a single exon. The record is from RefSeq and is a predicted model, not a curated record.
AUGAACUGGAAGCUCCGAGUUCUUCUGGAUGCGGUCGUCUUGUUGCUGCUGCUAGCACUCGAUGCCCGGGAUCUAUGGUUCAAGACGCGUUGGCUCGGACCCAACGAUGCCUUCGCUUUCACGACCAAGAAUUCCGUCCUAUUGCUGGAUCCGCAUCCAGCGGAUGAAAAGCGUUCGAGUGAAAGCUUAACCGGAUGGCGUGUCUUUCAUGACACUUGCAGUGAACUUCGAGCUCUUACUGGGAAUAUCAAGAGCGGUAACAUUCAUUCUCACUACCUUCACGUCCUGGCAGCCAAUUGUUCGGCCCCCGACGGGUUAACCGAAGAGAUGGCACCUCAGCUCUCUCCGAUGGUUCUCACCAGUGAUAUCCGCGUUGAUGCCAUGGCCUGGGCAGCGUGUAAAUUACUGUACGUAUCACGACGGCCGCCGCUGUGCCAGGAUGCGAUGGUCACGAGCUUCUUGCAUAAGUAUCGGCUCGGAUCACCUCAAGUGAGUAGCGCUAUGAUGGCCCCGCCAAUGUCCGGGGCUGAGCGUGAACUACGAGCUCUUCUUGAUUUAAUCGGCAAGAGCGUCCCGCUUAGCAGAGUGGUUUGCGUUGGAGGAGUUGAGAUCGACCAGCAGCCAGAACAGGAGUCUUUGAGGUGGAUCUUUGGCUGUGCUAGUCCGGAUGUUCCAGGCAAAAGUGCAGCCUUUGUCGGACACGUCGCGACGGGUUUCGCUGCGUUACAAACCGACAAGGCCCGACUUACAGCGGACGAAGUCGACGUGCUGGGCAUGCGCUUCAUUUUCCGUCAGAAUGCGGUCCGAAGCUAUAAGUAUCUACCCUCCUCUUCGGGCGUUCGAGGUCGACUAGAGGUGUCCACAGCGUUGAACUUGAGCUGUUCCGGAUUCCUCUACAAUGUGAUGAUUCUAGUCGAUGUG